Molecule: messenger RNA, 1112 nt
Organism: Durio zibethinus
Lineage: Eukaryota; Viridiplantae; Streptophyta; Magnoliopsida; Malvales; Malvaceae
Product: eukaryotic translation initiation factor-like
Biological process (GO): translational initiation
Cellular component (GO): eukaryotic translation initiation factor 4F complex; cytoplasm
Molecular function (GO): translation initiation factor activity; RNA 7-methylguanosine cap binding
Source: RefSeq, a predicted model, not a curated record
AUAUUUUCUCUUUUCACUUUAGUGAAAAUGUGCCCAAAGCAAAAAAAAAAGCAUGGAGGAAACUAAAAUGGCCUUACAUAAGAGUAGGAAAACACAUGACAAACCCAUUGAAAAUAAAACGCAGCCUCCUAUUUGUAGCCGAAGCCCAAAUCCAAAACCCAAGACGGAAGUCUCUCUCUUUUCUGUCGACUUCACCUCCGAAGACCCGACAGAAACGGAAGAGAAAAACAAAGAAAAAACGAAACGAAUGGCAAGUGAGGCGGCGGUGGAAGUUAACUCCCCAGCGGUGGUGGCGGCAGUGGGAGCGGAGGCAGUGGCAACAGGGGCAGAGAAACAGCCACAUAAGCUUGAAAGAAAGUGGACGUUUUGGUUUGAUAACCAAUCAAAGCCUAAACAAGGCACCACUUGGGGUACCACUCUACGCAAAGUUUACACCUUUGACACCGUUGAAGAAUUUUGGAGUUUGUAUGAUCAAAUAUUCAAGCCCAGCAAGUUGCCUGGAAAUGCUGAUUUCCACUUGUUUAAGGCUGGAAUUGAGCCUAAAUGGGAAGAUCCUGAGUGUGCUAAUGGAGGAAAGUGGUCUGUAACUAGCAACAGAAAGGCUAAUCUUGAUAACAUGUGGCUUGAAACUUUGAUGGCAUUGAUUGGGGAGCAAUUUGAUGAGGCGGAUGAGAUUUGUGGCGUAGUUGCUAGUGUACGCCAAAGGCAGGACAAACUUGCAUUGUGGACCAAGACAGCAACGAAUGAGGCUGCUCAGAUGGGCAUCGGGAGGAAGUGGAAGGAGAUCAUUGACGUUAAUGAUAAAAUUACUUAUAGCUUCCACGAUGACUCGAGAAGGGAAAGAUCAGCAAAAGUUCGAUACAAUGUUUGAAAUCUUUGCUAGGUAUUUUGUGGGGCUUGUACUCUCUAUUGCCAAAUUUUUGCAGCAUGUACUGUAAUUUGUUACCUAUUUUUAUGCUCUGUGCUGAGUACACUAGGUAAGUGAAAUAUUUUGCAUGCGAUUUUUUUUUAUAUUGUAAUUCCAUCAACAAUCAAGUUUUCAGAUAAUUUUGAUAUUCUACAUAGUGAGGAAUUUACUAUAUUCCAUGAAUACUUGAUUUCCUGUCUCAUGU